Esox lucius (northern pike) is the source of this 1811-nucleotide messenger RNA. RefSeq names its product tubulin alpha-1A chain. Gene Ontology annotation, cellular component: cytoplasm; microtubule. Gene Ontology annotation, biological process: microtubule cytoskeleton organization; mitotic cell cycle. Gene Ontology annotation, molecular function: structural constituent of cytoskeleton; GTP binding. The transcript has 4 exons. Lineage: Eukaryota; Metazoa; Chordata; Actinopteri; Esociformes; Esocidae. Bases 202 to 1557 code for a protein of 451 amino acids. The record is from RefSeq and is a predicted model, not a curated record.
CGCUUUCAAGCUGAAUGAUUGGCUUUCCUCUUCCCAGCCCAGAGCUCUGAUCAACCAAACACAGUUAACCCCUUUGUUACCAACAACAAAGCUUGUUACCAAGGUGCUCGCUGGUUCUAUAAAUACAGACAAACUACCACCGAGACACAAAGCAAGAUUUCUGACGCAGAUCCUUAACGUCAGCCUGAAGAAACUGCAAUAAUGCGUGAAUGCAUCUCAGUCCACGUUGGCCAAGCAGGUGUCCAGAUGGGCAACGCUUGCUGGGAACUAUACUGCCUAGAGCAUGGGAUCCAGCCUGAUGGACAGAUGCCCAGUGAUAAAACCAUUGGAGGGGGAGAUGACUCGUUCAACACCUUCUUCAGUGAGACUGGGGCUGGCAAACAUGUUCCCCGUGCAGUCUUUGUUGACCUGGAGCCCACUGUCAUUGAUGAGGUACGUACAGGUACCUACCGCCAGCUCUUCCACCCUGAGCAGCUGAUCACGGGAAAGGAGGACGCUGCCAACAACUAUGCUCGUGGUCACUACACCAUCGGCAAAGAAAUCAUUGACCUGGUACUUGACAGGACACGUAAACUGGCUGAUCAGUGCACUGGUCUCCAAGGUUUCCUAAUCUUCCACAGUUUUGGAGGUGGAACCGGCUCUGGUUUCACCUCCCUGCUCAUGGAGCGCCUCUCUGUUGACUAUGGGAAGAAGUCCAAGCUGGAGUUUGCCAUCUACCCUGCUCCCCAGGUGUCCACUGCUGUAGUGGAGCCUUACAACUCCAUUCUGACCACCCACACCACCUUGGAGCACUCUGACUGUGCCUUCAUGGUGGACAAUGAAGCCAUCUAUGAUAUCUGUCGUAGAAACCUGGACAUUGAGCGUCCCACCUACACCAAUCUCAACAGGCUGAUUGGUCAGAUUGUCUCUUCUAUCACAGCCUCUCUACGUUUUGAUGGGGCCCUGAAUGUGGACCUGACAGAGUUCCAGACCAACUUGGUGCCCUAUCCUCGUAUCCACUUCCCCCUGGCCACCUAUGCGCCGGUCAUCUCUGCUGAAAAAGCCUAUCACGAAAUGUUAUCUGUAGCUGAGAUCACCAAUGCCUGCUUUGAGCCAGCCAACCAGAUGGUAAAAUGUGACCCACGUCACGGCAAGUACAUGGCCUGCUGCCUCCUGUAUCGUGGUGAUGUUGUUCCCAAAGAUGUCAACUCUGCCAUCGCCACCAUCAAGACCAAGCGCACCAUCCAGUUUGUGGACUGGUGUCCCACUGGCUUUAAGGUUGGUAUCAACUACCAGCCACCAACUGUGGUGCCUGGAGGAGAUCUGGCCAAGGUGCAGAGGGCUGUGUGCAUGUUGAGCAACACCACCGCCAUUGCUGAGGCCUGGGCCAGGCUUGACCACAAGUUUGACCUGAUGUACGCCAAGAGGGCCUUUGUACACUGGUAUGUAGGAGAGGGCAUGGAGGAGGGGGAGUUCUCAGAGGCCAGAGAAGACAUGGCAGCCCUGGAGAAGGAUUAUGAAGAAGUGGGCACAGACAGCGUAGGUGAUGAGGGGGAAGAGGAAGGAGAGGAAUAUUAGAGUCGCCAACUCCAGUGAAGAACAACUGUGAAGAACAACAUUGUAUAGGGAGUGAAGGGGGGAAACUGUAUGAUGUUGAUCUAAAAUGUCUCAACUAUACAAAAUGAAAGUUCAAAAUCACAAGUCAACUAGACUUGUUUUAUUCAAAACCAGAAUUGUAGCAAUUAUUUUUAACGUUCCAUUCCUUUGGACAUUGGUCAUUUUUGUAUGAGAUGCUAAAUGGGGGAAAAUAAAACAUUGUCAAUGACCAACAA